CCUGGAAGCUCCAUUUAUUCCGCCUCCAGCACCUACACCGCCAGCACCAGCAGGCUAGUGGCUGUCGGUGCUGCACCUCCUCCUACUCCCCGCGUCACUGCUGCCGCCAUGCCCGGAGGUCUCCUCCUCGGGGACGAGGCUCCCAACUUCGAGGCAAAUACUACCAUCGGCCGCAUCCGUUUCCACGACUAUCUGGGAGACUCAUGGGGCAUUCUCUUCUCCCACCCUCGGGACUUUACCCCAGUGUGUACCACGGAGCUCGGCAGAGCAGCGAAGCUGGCACCAGAAUUUGCCAAGAGAAAUGUUAAGAUGAUUGCUCUUUCCAUAGACAGUGUGGAAGACCAUCUUGCAUGGAGCAAGGAUAUCAACGCUUACAAUGGUGAAGAGCCCACGGAAAAGUUACCUUUUCCCAUCAUUGAUGAUAAGAAUCGGGACCUUGCCAUCCAGUUGGGCAUGCUGGACCCAGCAGAGAAAGACGAAAAGGGCAUGCCUGUGACUGCUCGUGUGGUGUUUAUUUUUGGUCCUGAUAAGAAACUGAAACUGUCCAUCCUCUACCCAGCUACCACUGGCAGGAACUUUGAUGAGAUUCUCAGAGUAAUUAUCUCUCUCCAGCUGACAGCAGAAAAGAGGGUUGCCACCCCGGUUGACUGGAAGAAUGGGGACAGCGUGAUGGUCCUUCCAACCAUCCCCGAAGAGGAAGCCAAGAAACUUUUCCCUAAAGGAGUCUUCACCAAAGAGCUCCCAUCUGGCAAGAAAUACCUCCGCUACACACCCCAGCCAUAGGCUCGCCACAGAGUUGGUUCUGGAGCUGCCCACUUAGCACCAUGAGCCAGAGGACGCCCACUGUCCAUCAUGUUUCCCCGCAGCAGUCCAUUAAAAACAUUCUGGUGUGAUCACAGCCAAGGUCUUUAGGUUGCUAUACUACUGGCUUAUUAAAUGAAAACAGCACUAAAAAUUCCUUGGGAUCCUUUGUGCCUUCAGCAGCUUUCUCCUCUGUUCAUAUAUCUUCACACUCUCUGCUGACUCUCCUCGAAAUUUGAGACUUAUCUUGGAUCUCUGUAGGGUUUAUGACCAAGAGGUGGUAUCAGUUUAUGGUCAAAAAAGCCUGCUUUGCUCCAUCAUUACUGUGUUGGCCAAAAUGUUCAUUUGGCUUUUUAAAACGUGAACAAACAUUUUGGCCAAGCCAAUAGAAUGACUGUCAGGUUUGGGUUUUUUUUUUUUUUUUUUUUUUUGCUCUUCUAAUCAAAUCCUCUGUUACCGAUUUUGGGAAGGAAUAGAACUUAGAGUAACCCAGAAGUUCUUCAGUAUUUCAUGUUUUGAUCACAACUGGAGGAAAAAAACCUUUUCAAUUCAGUACUUUUCUAGUAGAUAAAUGAAAGAUAAGCCUGGGGAGAGAAUCUUUAAAUAUUUUGCUAUCAAGAAAAUUUUUCAGUAAAUUUCUAUUGAAAGCAAGAAGCUACAGAAAAGGCUCCACUUGCCUGCCAGAGAGGUGUAGCAGAAGGCAUGACAGUGCCAGGUGCCUUUUGGAGAAUUUCUGGAUGUCAGUCUGUUCUGCGAUGAUGUGCAUGUCAAAGGGCCCGCCGUGGGGAGAGGGAGAGGACGACUGAAAAUGUUUAUCUAUUCUUGCAGUGGGAAAGGGAGAUGUUUUUCUGAAUUUUGCUUCUUAGGGAUCAGCAAAUAAAUCCUUUUGUCUAAAACGUGA
Molecule: messenger RNA, 1702 nt
Organism: Dama dama (fallow deer)
Lineage: Eukaryota; Metazoa; Chordata; Mammalia; Artiodactyla; Cervidae
Gene: PRDX6
Product: peroxiredoxin 6
Exons: 5
Coding region: 109-783 (224 amino acids)
Biological process (GO): cell redox homeostasis; cellular oxidant detoxification
Cellular component (GO): cytosol; mitochondrion
Molecular function (GO): peroxiredoxin activity
Source: RefSeq, a predicted model, not a curated record